CUUCGCUAUCAUUGUAGUCUUUGCACCUUCGGGUAGCAUACUUUAAACUUCGAACGAUACAGAGAAGAUUAGCAUUGCCCCUGCAGAAGGAUGACAAUGAUGUUCAGACGAGGUGGAUCUUCGGAUCCAAAUAUGUUUUUGCCAACGCAGGAAGUGAGCUUUUCCAAUGUAUGCCGGAGAGGGCAUGUAUGGUGAAAGAACUAGUGCAGGAGUAGUGGGAGCCGUCUGGGACCCGGAGUACUGAAGCACAUAUUUUUGCAAUAGGAAAGCUGAUCAGACUCACAGCUCCACAACCAUCUCGAGACUCCAACCUCGAGCGCUUUGCACUAUGCGCCGCGGCCCUGGCCUGGCAGCCCUGGACCGCUCCGCUGCGACUUCGCUGCAGUACAACAGCCUCUCCUCGGAGCUCACCUCGUCGCAACUCACCGAGCUCCACGCGCAGCUCGACACCUUCUCGUCGGCCCUGCGAAAUUUUGCCGCACGGCACCGUGGCGACAUCAAGCGCGAUGCGAGCUUCCGCCACGCGUUCCAGCAGAUGUGCGCCGCCAUCGGCGUCGAUCCGCUCGGCGGCAGGGCUGGGCCGGGAGGGCUGGGAAAUCUGGGGAGGAUGUGGAACGACGUCCUGGGGCUGGGUGACUGGCAGUACGAGCUCGGAAUUCAGAUCAUCGACGUGUGCGUCUCGACGCGGCCUUACAAUGGCGGCCUGAUCAGGAUGGACGACCUCAUUCGGGCUGUCAUGCAUUCGAGGGGCAAGAAGGAGGGGGAAGAAGGGGAUAUCACCGAGGAAGACGUCGUCAGGUCGAUUGCCGUCCUCAAGCCGCUGGGAAGCGGGUAUGAAGUCAUUGACAUUGCUGGGACAAAGAUGGUCAGAUCUGUCCCCAAAGAGCUCGACACAGACACGUCUGUCGUGCUCGGAUUGCUCUCUUCGUCCUCGUCUAGCACGGCAGCUUUCAACGAUGCGGUCGGGAACCGGUACGUGACAGAAGAUGGGCUCCUGGAUCCUUGCCCAGAGUUGGCCAAGGGGAAGUGGACUCGACAGAGGGCUAGAGCGAUCCUCGACGAUCUCAGUCUGGGGCAAGGGAUUCUGUGGAUCGACGAACAGGCUCAUCCUGCCCGGUACUACUCUCUCUUGGGUCUGGGCGCCGGGCUUACCGCAUGACGCAUUGAGCUUGUCAACAUCUGUAUCAUUGACCAUCUAAUCAUGAAGAACUGUAAUGUAGCGACUCCCGCUCCUGGUGGUGCCUCAGCGCUUCAUCGCGAUCCAUAUUGGCUAACCCCAGACCAAGUUGACGUUUCAUGCUCCUCCUCCUAUACUCGUCGAGGUCGUCGAGUUCCCGCAUCGCUCCCGCGGCAUUUAUCUCAACAUGCGU
Acaromyces ingoldii is the source of this 1370-nucleotide messenger RNA. RefSeq names its product winged helix DNA-binding domain-containing protein. Gene Ontology annotation, cellular component: ESCRT II complex. Lineage: Eukaryota; Fungi; Basidiomycota; Exobasidiomycetes; Exobasidiales; Cryptobasidiaceae. The coding region runs from base 329 to 1159 and encodes 276 amino acids. The record is from RefSeq and is a predicted model, not a curated record. The transcript has 2 exons. Gene Ontology annotation, biological process: protein transport to vacuole involved in ubiquitin-dependent protein catabolic process via the multivesicular body sorting pathway.